AUGGCUGCACUGCGGGUGUCGGCCAAGGUGAGUUCCAUCCCCAUCAACAUCAGAAAAAGACGGCCAUGCUCACUUCCCAUUGCAGCCCACCACCCUCAGCAAGUCCAUCUCAAGAUCAAUGGCCACGGAGGCGCCCGCCCGAGAUCUCACCCGAUCCGCAAACACACAAUCCCUCGUCCAGUCCUGGAACCCAGGUACGCAGCACCACUCCAACCGACUGACUAUCCACGCAAGCUGACAGUAGCCUUCACAGUCUCAACCGUCCCCGUCACAGUCCACAGCUUCCCCUCGCUCGAACCAACCUCCCUCGAGCAGUGGUCCGUCCAGCACCUCUACCUCCCCCUCCGGCGCGACAUCCUGCACCACGCAAUCACCUUUGAAGGCGACAACACGCGCCAGGGCACCGCCUCCAGCAAAACCCGCUACGAAGUCCACGGCUCCCACCGCAAGGUGCGUCCUCAGAAGGGUUCGGGUCGCGCCCGUCUCGGCACCAGGCAGAGCCCCGUCCUCCGUGGCGGCGGCAAGACCUUUGGCCCCAAGCCCCGCGACUUCGGCACCAAGCUCAACCGCAAGGUCUACGACAAGGCCUGGCGGACAGCCCUCAGCUACCGGUACAGACGGGGCGAGCUGAUCAUCUGCGAGGACGGGAUGGAGCUCGCCCUGCCGCCGGACUUUGAAAUGCUCGCCGACAAGUACAUGCGGGACGGGCUGCGGGAGACGUACCUCCAAAAAUACAUGACGGGCGUUUUACGCACGCUGGGUCUGGGGCGCGCCGACGGACGGACGCUGUUUGUCACGGGCGAUCCGAGGGACAGGCUGUACGAGGCCAUGGAGCAGGUCCCGUGGGAGGGGCGGGCGCUCGACGUGGAGGACGUUGAUGUCAAAGACCUGUUGGAGACGGGCAAGGUUGUCAUGGAGAGAAGCGUCUUGAAGGAGAUGAUUGAGAGGCAUCAGAGCGACUUGAUCACCCGCAUCGCGGUCGGCGGGUUGGCCAAGAGCGCUCCUUCAACUGGCGAGGUAGUGUUGUGA
Molecule: messenger RNA, 1029 nt
Organism: Metarhizium brunneum ARSEF 3297
Lineage: Eukaryota; Fungi; Ascomycota; Sordariomycetes; Hypocreales; Clavicipitaceae
Source: RefSeq, a predicted model, not a curated record